AAAAUAAAAAACAACAAAAGGAAUGAAAGAAAUUACAAGCAAGGACUCGUCGUCUUUCGUCCUUCUUUGAAGCCUUUCGCAUCUUCAAAGUCUCUCUCUUUCUCCGAGAUCAGGAGCUACCGUCAGGUAAAUGGGUUUGUGGACGCUACUUGAAGGCUUCCUGCUUCUUGCAAAUGCUCUAGCAAUAUUAAAUGAGGACCGGUUCCUUGCGCCUAGGGGAUGGAGCUUCUCAGAAUUCUCUGUGGGCAGGACAAAGUCAUUGAAGGGACAGAUUAUAGGUCUCAUUUAUGCAACACAGUACCUGAGAGUUCCUCUUGUGCUACUCAAUUCCAUCUGCAUUGUUGUAAAAUUGAUAUCUGGAUGAUGCCAAAUGAGGUUUUGUGCAGAUUCAUCAAAUUUCUAUGGGGAGUCUGCCAAGUGCCACUUGCAUCUUCUGUUUCUUGGAAAGCAGAAGCAUUAGGUUGUUAGAUAGUGUUUGCCUUUUGCCUUCUCUAAGUAGAUUUUCACAUCACUGUUCGAAAACUAUUUGACUUUAGAUAGUAAAUUGUUUGGAAAUAUCUGUCUCUGAUGAUCAUGACAAAGCUGUCUUCUUGCUUGGUUUUAAGCGUCUAUGCGAUCCUUAUUCUUGUAAAUGAAGAUUGGGUACAUUGGCAGGGUCUGGGCUUGGUGAAGAUCAGCUCUACUGGCACCUAUAAGAACUUGUGACCCCAUAAAUCUAGUACAAUUUGACAAUGUUUACCCAAAACAAUUCAGUAUUCAAAUGUUAUUCAAGGAAUAAUGAUUAAAUUUGUCUAUGAUUGUGAAUGUCAAGUACAUGAAAGGUUGUAUUUAUCACCCUGUACUUUUAUUA
Molecule: messenger RNA, 850 nt
Organism: Rosa chinensis
Lineage: Eukaryota; Viridiplantae; Streptophyta; Magnoliopsida; Rosales; Rosaceae
Product: immediate early response 3-interacting protein 1
Exons: 3
Coding region: 131-364 (77 amino acids)
Biological process (GO): endoplasmic reticulum to Golgi vesicle-mediated transport
Cellular component (GO): Golgi membrane; COPII-coated ER to Golgi transport vesicle; endoplasmic reticulum membrane
Source: RefSeq, a predicted model, not a curated record